Molecule: messenger RNA, 729 nt
Organism: Fusarium redolens
Lineage: Eukaryota; Fungi; Ascomycota; Sordariomycetes; Hypocreales; Nectriaceae
Exons: 3
Coding region: 90-500 (136 amino acids)
Source: RefSeq, a predicted model, not a curated record
CUAUGGUGACAAGAUGACUGUGCUUCACCGAACACACCCCAAGGAAGCAGCGAACGCGCAACCUGUCCGUGAAGAAGGCAUUCACGAAGAUGCCGGAGGAAUCCACCACAUUUCACGAGACACCGCGCAAGGGAGGACAGCUAAAGAGAGGGCAGGAACUGGCCGUUCGACAAAUGGCGCACCGGAAAGGCGAAACUGUAUACCUGACUGUCAUUCCUGAUAUUAAGCUUGGCUGUAAAUUUGUCUGGAAGGAUAUCACAGACACAGUGGGGAAUACCAAUACGGUCGAAUUUAAGCUUGGCUAUGACCAGUGUCUUGCCGAAUACAAAGCUAAAGCGGCCUUCGAUUCAUACUGGGAAAACAGCAUGAAAACCUACAACCGCACUAUGAUCAUUGCCAUAGGCCGACAAAGGCUAAUCGAAUUCGCCAAGGCUGGCUCCUUAGAAGUGAUGGCCUCUAUCCCUACUUCACGUCAAUCCUUAAGCCAGGUGACCUCAUGAGUGUUACGCUUGCACAGGAUGCGGACGCUGCCCAGCUCGCAAAGCUGCAGUUGCAUCAUGAUUGGCGAGCGAAGCUUAAGCCUGUUCCUUGAACCACUCAACAACUUCUCUGGAGUUUUGAUACGAACGGGGAAGACUCAUUUGGUUGGGUUUUCGCGACAGUGGCCAUUGUCGACUUCGCCAAGCACAUGAGGUCGCUUGCUUGUUCAACAGCCUCUCGCUUAUCCGA